Messenger RNA from Exophiala oligosperma, 2581 nucleotides. RefSeq lists its product as uncharacterized. Gene Ontology annotation, biological process: regulation of translational initiation; regulation of translational termination; poly(A)+ mRNA export from nucleus. Lineage: Eukaryota; Fungi; Ascomycota; Eurotiomycetes; Chaetothyriales; Herpotrichiellaceae. Gene Ontology annotation, cellular component: cytoplasm; nuclear pore; nuclear pore cytoplasmic filaments. The coding region runs from base 680 to 2398 and encodes 572 amino acids. The transcript has 2 exons. Gene Ontology annotation, molecular function: phospholipid binding; translation initiation factor binding; inositol hexakisphosphate binding. The record is from RefSeq and is a predicted model, not a curated record.
GUCAAGGUCGCUCUCUCACACACACUUGUCGCUGUGCGCAACUGUAGACACAACUUGCCACCCACGAUUCGCUAACGCUUCGACACGAAACGCCUCGACUAUCGACCGCCUGUGUUGUUUCUCCGCAGCCCUGAAACAAAUUGCUCGGGCUUGCACUGUAUCUUCUCAGCUCUAGAACCGCCUCUGUCGCUCUUGAUUCCUUUCGACGCGCCACACGACACUGUUCAUCACAUUCGUCACCUUCACCAUUCUUUGGCACUAGGUUUCGAAUUUAGUUACAGAAAUCGAGCGCAUUUCUUGGCUUUUUCAACUACACGUUCUUUGUUCCCUUUGUUCAUUCUAGGGUUUCGAUCUGCGACUUUCAUUUAGUCAUACGGGUAUUCCUUGACACCUGGCCGGGUGCAGUUACGAAAUCGAGAGAGCGCUUUCUAUCAAUCGCCCCCAAGCCGGCCCUAGUUUCUCGAGCAAUUGUCGGAUCACAACGCGUCUCUGUAAGGUCUGUUGAGGUCACUUAGCCGCUGGCAACCCUGAUGGCUACCUUCAACUGAGCUCCAUUGUCUGGAUAUUGGCUAGUGUGGUCGAGAUCUGGAGCUCUGGAAUUCUGAUUCCUGCACCGCUGAAGUCUUUCCCGCAACAAGUCCGCGAGGGUCUUCAGCAGCAUCACGUGACGUCCAUCCGGAUGGCUCAAACAAAACUUCACUCAUCGCCCUUUUCGGCCAGAAAUAGCCCGCGCAAUAGAAGACUGGACGAAAGUCCAUCAAGACAAUUACAAUUUGAACUAGAACGGACUUUUAGCCAAAUUCAAUUGCAAGAAUGUGAGCGCCAAAAGGUUUACGUCUAUCAACGACGUCAGCAACAAGAGGAACUAGAUGCGAAAGAGCUUGCACAAGCCGAGGCGCACCGCACGGAGUUGAGUCUGGCAAAUGCCCAACAUGAGGUUGUGCGGUUACAGGCUGAGGCGGUUCUUCACGCGUAUCUGAAAAAGGAAGAGGAGGACAGAAGACGUCGUGAAGAAGAACGCAAGCGGCGGGAAGAGGAGGAGCGAAAACGACGCGAGUCCGAAGAGGCUCAGAGACGCGCAGAGCAGGAGCGCAAAGCUCUCGAGGAAAGGGAGCGUAAGGAGCAAGAAGAGCGAGCCAAAGCUGAAGCUCAGCGACAGGCUCUACUCGAAAAACAAAAGGCCGAGGCUGAGGAGCAACGGCGAAAAGAGAAAGAAGCAGAAGAGCGCAAGCAGCAGGAAGAAAAGGCCAGGGCUCAUCAAGAAGCAGCACUGAAGCAGCAAGAGGCUGAAAAGGCUGCUGCUGCUAAUGCCGCGGCCGCUAAGGUUCAAACCACCGCACCAACAUCUGCUCAAAUUCCUGCAGGCAGAGCCCCCACAAAUAUAGAAACGAUACAUCAGAAUUAUCUGGCGAUCCACAAGAAGCUAAAAACAUUCCGAAAGCAAUUCACGGAGAAUGUCAAGAAAGAUCCAACUCUGAAACCACAUGUGGGCGAUAUGAGACGAGCCAUGAGAACUAGUGUUGGACAACUCACAGACGACAAGGUUGGUAACCGGAAAGCACAUGAUCGUGUUCGAAUUACACUACAGAAAGCCUUGAAAGAGCUGCCCUCACCUUUGGUUCCAGUCAAUGACUAUGUCCCUUCCCAUCUAUCACUGAACGACAACGGUGCCACGACGAUCCCAUCGUUGGCUCUCUACUUGCUUUCAGUCUUUAGCAAGGCCAUCAUCAACGCUUUCGUGGGAGAAUGUGCUGUCAAUCCCAAAGCUGCCGAGCCGAUCGGUACAUUGGUCGCUCAGAUAUUCUCCAUGGCAGAAUUGCAGUUCCCAAGGAAUCUGCAAGUAUCCAACGGCGCAUCAAACAUGCCACCGAGUGAAUCACUCAUAUCAAUCCUCAUGUGCAAAUUCCAUGCCUCGGCUCCUAUCUUGUUCGGUAUCUAUGGACCAGAAACCACAAACGCGGGCAAGCUGAGGCUUGGUUGGCGCCUGGACAAUGUGUCGGACGACAAAAAGGCUUUUGUUACUGAAAACAAGCAUUACGACCGUCAAACCGGUCUCGGGGUUGGGUACGCCUCGAUAGCUCUACGAAAUUUCUCUCGAGCCAAGAUGUCUAACCCUUGGCCACCCACGCACUUCUGGUCCAGCCUCGCGCUUAUCGUCAACACGCCGCCUUCAGAAGUUCAGAUUAGUCAUCUGACUCUUUUGAAGAACAUGCUCGAGAAUAAUGCGGUGGAACGGUUUGUCCUCUUCUUUGGAGCGGCUGGAGUGGCGGCUUUGCGUCAGGCGGUCGUCGAGUUUCCUCGAAAGUUGUCGAGAGAGUUGCAGGAGAAACCAAUUACAAAAGCAAUGGCGUUGAUGGUAGAGGCUUGGGCAACAGAAAAACAUUUCAGAUUGGAUUAAACUUGGGUCAUGAUAUUGUGACUACAAUGGUACAAGCAUGGUCCGGAGUGCACGGUUUUUCUUUUCCAAGUUUGAGCCGCCGAGAACAUUUAUUUCUCAGUGUUCGUUGCAAGAAUGGACGGAUGAAUGAACUGACGCCAUCUGCAAAUAUAUGGCCUAUAUGAAUACGAUUACUCCGUAUGA